AUGGUUGGUCAACCUAAUGGCAUUGGCACUGACAAGGAGGCUCGGCUGUCGAUACCGGAUCAAAUCAAGGAAAAUGUUGUGAAAAAAAUGAAAAAUAAUUCCUGGUUAGGCAGAUUAGAUAGGUCAUUUUUAGGAACUGGUCACUCCGCGUGGGACACGAUAUGCAUCUUUCUGGCGGAAUUCUUCGGCACCGCCAUGCUUAUGUUUUUGGGUUGCAUGUGUACGGUGCACGGUUUCGGCAAUGAGCCCACCAACAUGUCCGCCGGAUUGGGUUUCGGCUUCACCGUCAUGAUGGUCAUCAUCGUUUUCGGCUGCGUGUCCGGUGCUCACAUCAACCCGAGCGUAUCGAUUGCAGGCUACAUCUAUCACCUGAUGACGCUUCCGAUGCUCAUUCUCUACCUGAUUGCUCAAUUCUCGGGAGGACUCGUCGGCUACGGUCUGCUGAUGGGUAUCACACCGGCGAAACUUUUCUCCAACGCUUUGGAGGUAGGCCAAGGAACUUGCGUCACUGCACCGCAUGAUGAUCUUUCGGUGGUGGACACAUUCUUGCUGGAGUUCUUCAUAACGGGAAUUCUGAUCUGGACUAACGUCGGACUUUGGGAUCCAAGAAAUCGGAAAAACACCGAGUCUAUUCCGUUGAAGUUCGCCUUCAUAGUCGGUGGAAUCUCGAUCGCUGGUGGACCAUACACGGGAGCCAGUAUGAAUCCGGCCCGAACACUGGCGCCGGCGAUCUGGAACUCAAGCUAUAAAAUGUUGUGGGUAUACAUGGUAGCUCCUCCACUGGCUGGAGUCAUAUUCACCCUAAUUUACAAAUAUGUUUUCCGAAGAGAAGUCCCCGAAGAGGAAACGCCCGUCAAACCUAUGGUUCUGACGGAAGAAGUAGUGGUUAGCACCGUCGACCACCCGAAAUCACAGGAAACCCGAACCCGUCCGAUUCGGAUUGGGUUCGGGUCUGAGUCUGACAAUAAUAAAACAGGAUCGGGCUGA
Sabethes cyaneus is the source of this 987-nucleotide messenger RNA. Its product is annotated as aquaporin AQPAn.G-like. Lineage: Eukaryota; Metazoa; Arthropoda; Insecta; Diptera; Culicidae. The record is from RefSeq and is a predicted model, not a curated record. Bases 1 to 987 code for a protein of 328 amino acids. Gene Ontology annotation, molecular function: water channel activity. Gene Ontology annotation, cellular component: plasma membrane. Gene Ontology annotation, biological process: transmembrane transport. The transcript is spliced from 6 exons.